GUACAGAUUCAUAUUAUGAAAUAGUGAAGUUUUAUAUUCAAUUUGGACAAAUGAAAACAGUUUCAUAAUGAAGGAAGAUUUUCUAUUAUUAAAGUAUUGUACUUAACUUGAAUAUAGAAUAGUCAAAUACUGACUACCUUACAGAGUGGGUCAUUUUCAUUCAGUAAUAGAAAAUACACGAUUGGACAUAAAAUGGCUUAUUGUAGGUAAAGUGAACUAUCAACAACAAAAUAUUAAUACGAACCAUCGAAACGUACAUGAAAUGAAACGCGAUGUUAUGUGGAAAUAAUUUUAAAAAACGAUAUUUAGUGUUACAUUUCAAAAGCACUCAUGGAAGGCAAUGCUUAUUUAAACUGGGACGUCGGGUAUCGGAAUGAAAACAACGAUACAGCACUUCAUGUUGCAAUUUCGAACGAUGCUGAUAUUGACAUACUUAGAGCCCUCUUUGAGAAGAAAGCAGAUGUAAAUGCAUUGAAUGAUGAUGGAAAGACGCCAUUUGAAUGUAUCCGCCACGGCUCUUGGGAAACCGCAAUUAACAUUCUAAAAUUGGAGAAAGAUUUUGACCUAAGAGACGAUAAUGGUGAUAGUUUUCUGCAUGUGUUGAUGGAUAGAGUUGGGGAUAGUGUUUGGGGAAUAAGAAACACCCUCGAUGGUGAAGUAGAAUUUGGACAUUCAGAUCAAGAACAAAUGCUGAAGAAAUUUUGGGAUUUUAUUCUUGAAAAUAUAGAUCAGUUUGAAAUAAAAUUGAAUUUACAGAAUUGCUAUGGAUGUACACCAUUGCAUAUAGCAGCUGAUUAUUGGCCAUCAAUGAAAAGUCUUGAAGUAAUGCUGUCCUCUUUUAAACAUCUUAAUCCAUACAUUUGCGAUGUAGAAGGUGAAAACUUCUUCCAUAGAUAUUUUCUUAGGCACAGGGGUUUGUAUACACCAAUGUUUCAAACAAAAAUGCUUAGAGGUGAGCUUAGGUUUUUGCCAAGAGAAACAAUUUCCAAACUUCUCAACAGCCAAAAUAAUGACAAAAACACGCCUUUGCACAUUCUUAUAAAACUCGGCGAGGGAAAGGCUAUAACUGACUUUGAAGACAUUCUUCAAGGAGGGGCAGAUCCAAAUAUAAAAGACUGGAUCGGAGACACGGCUCUUCAUUGCAUUUUCAAAAAAUACUUAAACCAAUUAGAGGAAGACACAGGUGAAGAUGACGAGGAUUCUGAGUUUUCUAAACUCAUCAAUAAUUUAACAAAUGAAUUCAUAAAAUGCUUAGCUUUACACGGAGCAGACGUGAACGCUAGGAAUAAAAAAGGGGAGUCUCCUAUAUUCCUUGCCAAGCGGAAAGAACAUAUAGAUACACUACUUGAUCUAGGUGCUGACGUAAAUGUAAAGAACAAUCUUCAGCAAACACCAUUACUCUAUUUCGUAUGUAAAGAGAAUGUUGAAUUAGAUACUUUAUCCAAUUUGCUUAAAAGCGGAAGUGACGUGCUUUACAAUGAUGUCCACGGAAAUACUGUAUUACAUUACAUUGCCUGGCAUGGCUACCAUAGAGAUUUUUUACCUUUUUUAAAAAGCUACAAAAUAACAGCCAUUCGAGAUAAACUUGGACAACUACCGUGUGAUGUAGCCUACAUGCAAGGGCACAAAGCAAUUUUUGAUGACAUAUGUGAAUGUUCUAAUGAAUCACAUCCUAACCGAGAUCAUUUAUAUCUGACUAGCGACAGUAUUCAACUGAAUGUAUUGAAGUCGGCUUCUCGGGAAUUUCAAGAAAAGAUCGAUUGUAUAAGACAACACACAGGUAAAUGUGAAAAUAUUGCAAAUGUUUUGAGGUUCCCUUGUAUUGGCGCUAUAUUUUUCGAGGGAGAAACUGCUGAGGUAAAAGAUGUGACGAAACAAAUUGUAGAAAGCAUUUGUAAAAAGUUGGCGGACAAAAGUGAACUUUGGAAAUGCAGGAUAAUACAAUCUGGAAGCGUUGGAGAAAAUACAAAAGUUAGUUACCCAAAUGAGUUUGAUUUUGUUAUAGUAAUAGAAAAGCUAGGAGAAAUUUGUUACGUGGAUGAGCAGAAGUCAAUGCAGGAUCAGGGUUAUGCUUAUCUUAAGCUAAAACCAGAGCUUGCAUCAGAGGAGAUAAGUAAAUAUUUUGAUGAUGAAGGUUAUCUUAUAACUGACGAAGUCCGACGUGAACUUUGUGACAUCUUAGACGAGCUUUAUACAAAUGAAAGUCCGUUUAAUCAUCCAAAUAUCUCGUUUGUUGUGGGCAAUAACAAAGCAAUAAUAAGCCCAACAUUUAACUUUACCUUCUACUGGAAGGGUUGUCUGUACAAAAAUCUUCUUGUUGACAUAGAUCUUGUUCCAGCUUGCAUGGUAAAAAACUGGUGGCCUGCUGGUACGAAUAUUGAUGAGCUGGAGGGUGAUCAAAAAACGCUGAAAGAUCAAGGUGCUAUACUUCUUUUACAGACUGAAGUGAGUGGUAUAGAAAAUAAGCCCCAGAACAAGUUAAGAAUAUCAGCAAUGAGUGCUGAAAAAGAACAUAUUUUACAUCUUCCGGAAAUAGCAAGAGAUGCUUAUAAAGUUUGCAAGAUUAUGUGCGACAAACGGAUCUGUCCUGAUUUAUGUAUAAAGAAUUUCAGGAUUCCUAUAAAAAGGAUACUCACAAGUUAUAUGCUCAAAAAUGCGGUAUUUCAUGCAAUUAAUGACUUUAAGACAGGUGACCAGAGUAAAAACAGUGAGUUCAAAAUGUCGAAUUUUAACAAAAAUUUGACAAUCCAAACAAUAGUGCAAAAUACGUUUUUAAAAUUGAUGAAAUUCGUCAAAGAAGAAAGGUUACCAUCUUUUGUAUUUCCGUGGCAGAAUGUAUUUACAUUCAACUCAAAGGUCCUUCCACUUCACAACCACUAUUUCUGUGCAGUGGGGUAUGCCUUCAUCAAAAUCAUUAUUUCAAUCAUAAAGGAGAUGCAAGAUUUCUCAGAUGUAGAUGAACCAUCGUGUAUGUUAGCCGUUAAAGAGAGAAAAAAGGCGAAAGACAUGCAUGGCGAUGAAAGUGACGAUGAAGACGGAGAGGCUGGUGACCUGGACUUAUAAAAGGCCUACAGAUUGUGUCAUUACUCUCUCCUAUAAACAAAAAUGUCGAUGCUGUUUUCACAGAAAAUGUUUUGUCUCUGAUUUCCUCACUUUUUCAUCUUUUUAUAGGCUAUGUAAUCGUUGUGAUU
Ruditapes philippinarum (Manila clam) is the source of this 3191-nucleotide messenger RNA. RefSeq lists its product as uncharacterized. The record is from RefSeq and is a predicted model, not a curated record. The coding region runs from base 331 to 3063 and encodes 910 amino acids. Gene Ontology annotation, molecular function: protein binding. Gene Ontology annotation, cellular component: cytoplasm. The transcript has a single exon. NCBI's taxonomy places the organism in Eukaryota, Metazoa, Mollusca, Bivalvia, Venerida, Veneridae.